Molecule: messenger RNA, 1491 nt
Organism: Emiliania huxleyi CCMP1516
Lineage: Eukaryota; Haptophyta; Isochrysidales; Noelaerhabdaceae
Exons: 4
Coding region: 1-1491 (496 amino acids)
Biological process (GO): carbohydrate metabolic process; glycosaminoglycan metabolic process
Cellular component (GO): membrane
Molecular function (GO): beta-N-acetylhexosaminidase activity
Source: RefSeq, a predicted model, not a curated record
AUGGCGCCGAUCGACCCCGACGCCGUCCAUCCACUCCUUCCCACGCCCUACCGCUUCACAAACGGAACCGCCACUCUCCGCGUCGACCCGGGCCGCUUCGCCUUUACGCUCGCCGCGGCCACCGCUCCGUCCGAGGUGCUCAGCGCAGCGCUCGCGCGCUACCGGCGCAUCAUGUUUGCGUGGGGCAGCGGGAGCUCGCCGGCCACCGCCGCGACAACGCUGACCGACUGCUCCGUCUCGGUGGCCAAUUCCAGCGACGGCUCCUUUCAGCUCGGCGACGACGAGAGCUAUUCGCUGCGAGUGGCCGCCGACGCGGACUGCCGCCUGUCGGCCAGGACGGUCUGGGGCGCGCUGCGCGGCCUCGAGACUCUCUCCCAGCUGGUCGAGUACUCUCCGUCGGACCGCUGGUAUGAGCUUCGCAAGGCGCCGUGGCAGAUCGAUGACAAGCCAGCGUUUGUGAGCCGUGGCGUGAUGGUCGACACGGCCCGGCACUGGCUCAGCGUGCCGGCCCUGCUCCGGCAGAUCGACGCGCUCGCCUACAGCCGGAUGAACACGCUGCACUGGCACGCCUCGGACGAGGACGCCUUCCCGAUGGGUAGCACAGCCUUCCCCGCGCUCGCCGCGCGCGGCAGCUAUGCGUCCGCCGUGGGCGUGAGCGCGGGCUUGUACAGCGUGGCGGACCAGGAAGCGGUCGUGCAGUACGCGCGCAUGCGAGGCGUGCGCGUCGUCCUCGAGCUGGACUUGCCCGGGCACGCCUCCUCGUGGGCCCUCGCGCGGCCAGACCUCUUCGCGACGUGGCGCUUCCUCGGCCAGCUGAUCGCAGAGUUCGGCGCCCGCUUCCCCGACCGAGUCAUGCACUUUGGAGGCGACGAGGUGGACGCGUCGGUGCGCGCGUGGAUGCGGGAGCAAGGCGCGACCGACUUGCGUGACGGCUCGUCCCCUUCGAGAGGAGGCGCGACGCGGCCGCGGCCGAGCACGGCAAGGAGGGCAGAGAUGGCGGCGGUCGUGCGGUCCGGCGGACGCGCGGUCCGCUCAUCGGGCUUCUACUUUGACGGCGGCUACUCUACCGGCGGGAGAGCGACCGUGUGGGAGGAGGUGAUCAACGCGCAGCUGGUGCCGCCCGGGCUGAGCGCGGAGGAGGAGUCGCGCGUGCUCGGUGCGGAGGCUUGCUUGUGGGGCGAGGUUGCCGACGAGCUCUUCCUCGACCAGAAGCUGUGGCUGCGCGCGUCGGUCCUCGCGGAGCGGCUGUGGACGCCGCACGCAACCAUCGCGGCCUACUGCCACCACAAGCCGUGCUCGUUCGACAACCGCGACUUGCAGCCGCGCAUGGUCAAGAACCGGUGCCGCCUCGUGCAGCGCGGGAUCUUGGCGCAGCCGUACAACACGCAAAUCAUCCCCGACCGGAGCCGCUGGCAGCAAUGCGAGCUCUGGCUGCCACAGAACUGGUCGCGGCGUGGUGCCGCCGGGACAGAGGCAGUUUACAUGUACUAA